UGUGUUGAGAUGUGUUUGUGAGUGUGCGUGUGUAUGUGCGUGUGGGGGGGUGGGGUGAGGGAGGGUGAGGGAGGGCUGAGCUGAGCACCGACCCCGCCCCCUCGGCUGCGCACGCGUGGUGCAGACCCUUAGCUGUCAGAGGAGCCCACAGGCUGUCGUGGGGCAAAGAGCCGGGGCGUCGGGUGGGCAGCGCCCGGGAUCCAGCGGACCGGCACCCCGAGGGCAGCGGCAGUUGCUGGGAGUGGAGUUUGGGAAGGGUUGGGGUUCGAGACAGCCAGCCGGGGCCGGCCGGACUGGCGGACAGGCAGACAGGAUGGGGAACCGGGAGAUGGAGGAGCUGAUCCCUCUGGUGAACCGGCUGCAGGACGCCUUCUCAGCGCUGGGGCAGAGCUGCCUGCUGGAGCUGCCGCAGAUCGCCGUGGUGGGCGGCCAGAGCGCGGGCAAGAGCUCGGUGCUCGAGAACUUCGUGGGCAGGGAUUUUCUUCCUCGAGGGUCAGGCAUCGUAACAAGACGACCCCUUGUUCUACAGCUUGUCACUUCGAAAGCAGAAUAUGCUGAAUUCUUACACUGCAAAGGAAGGAAGUUUACAGAUUUUGAUGAAGUUUGUCAAGAGAUUGAAGCAGAAACUGAUCGAGUGACAGGAAUGAAUAAAGGCAUUUCAUCUAUACCGAUUAAUUUACGAGUCUAUUCUCCACAUGUGUUAAAUCUAACCCUUAUUGACCUGCCUGGAAUCACUAAAGUGCCAGUAGGGGAUCAGCCUCAAGAUAUUGAAUAUCAGAUCAGAGAAAUGAUUAUGCAGUUUAUCACCCGAGAAAACUGUCUGAUUUUGGCUGUUACACCUGCAAACACAGAUCUUGCCAACUCGGAUGCCCUGAAAUUAGCUAAAGAAGUUGACCCUCAAGGUCUGAGAACUAUUGGAGUCAUCACCAAACUAGAUCUUAUGGAUGAAGGAACUGAUGCAAGGGAUGUUCUAGAGAACAAAUUGCUUCCUCUUCGAAGGGGUUAUGUUGGUGUGGUAAAUAGAAGCCAAAAAGACAUCGAUGGAAAGAAGGACAUUAAGGCAGCUCUCUUGGCAGAAAGAAAAUUUUUUCUUUCCCACCCAGGCUAUAGACACAUUGCUGAUCGAAUGGGAACCCCACAUCUUCAGAAAGUCCUUAAUCAGCAACUUACUAACCACAUUCGAGACACACUGCCAAACUUCAGGAGCAAACUCCAAGGACAGUUACUCUCCAUAGAACAUGAAGUAGAAGCCUACAAAAACUUCAAGCCAGAAGAUCCCACAAGAAAGACCAAAGCUUUGCUACAGAUGGUUCAGCAGUUUUCAGUGGAUUUUGAGAAGAGAAUUGAAGGAUCAGGAGAUCAAGUAGAUACACUAGAGCUCUCAGGUGGUGCGAAAAUAAACCGAAUUUUCCAUGAACGAUUUCCUUUUGAGAUUGUAAAGAUGGAAUUCAAUGAGAAAGAACUGAGAAGAGAAAUAAGUUAUGCAAUCAAAAAUAUUCAUGGUAUUCGGACGGGAUUAUUUACUCCAGAUAUGGCAUUUGAAGCAAUAGUUAAAAAACAAAUUGUAAAGCUAAAAGGACCUUCCCUGAAGAGUGUAGACCUGGUGAUGCAAGAGUUAAUCAAUACUGUAAAGAAGUGCACUAAAAAGCUUGCAAACUUCCCAAGACUUUGUGAAGAAACAGAAAGGAUUGUUGCAAACCACAUUCGUGAAAGAGAAGGAAAGACAAAGGAUCAGGUAUUGUUGCUGAUUGACAUUCAGGUAUCCUAUAUUAACACCAACCAUGAAGACUUCAUUGGCUUUGCAAAUGCCCAGCAAAGAAGCAGUCAGGUUCACAAGAAGAGUGCAGUUGGAAAUCAGGGAACCAAUCUUCCGCCUUCAAGGCAAAUUGUGAUUCGGAAGGGAUGGCUAACGAUCAACAACAUUGGCAUCAUGAAAGGAGGGUCCAAGGAAUAUUGGUUUGUCCUCACUGCAGAAAGCCUAUCCUGGUAUAAAGAUGAUGAGGAAAAAGAAAAGAAAUACAUGCUUCCCUUGGACAACCUGAAAGUUCGAGAUGUGGAAAAGAGCUUUAUGUCUAGCAAGCAUAUCUUUGCACUUUUUAACACAGAACAAAGGAAUGUAUACAAGGACUAUCGCUUUCUUGAGUUGGCAUGUGACUCCCAAGAAGAUGUAGAUAGCUGGAAAGCAUCUCUGCUUCGAGCUGGUGUAUAUCCUGACAAAUCUUUAGCUGACAAUGAUGAGAGUGGUCAAGCAGAAAACUUUUCCAUGGACCCACAAUUAGAGAGACAAGUGGAGACUAUUCGCAACCUCGUAGACUCCUAUAUGUCUAUAAUCAACAAGUGUAUCCGAGACCUGAUUCCCAAAACAAUAAUGCACCUUAUGAUCAACAAUGUCAAAGACUUCAUCAAUUCAGAGCUCCUAGCACAGUUAUAUUCCUCAGAGGACCAAAACACUUUGAUGGAAGAGUCUGCUGAGCAGGCUCAGCGCCGCGACGAGAUGCUUCGAAUGUACCAAGCCCUUAAGGAAGCCCUGGUAAUUAUUGGUGACAUCAAUACGUCCACUGUGUCUACUCCAGCACCGCCUCCAGUAGAUGACUCCUGGCUGCAGCAUUCUUCUCGUAGAUCCCCCCCUCCAAGCCCUACAAACCAAAGGAGACCAACAUUAAAUGCUCCUCCAACCAGACCCACAUCAGGCCGAGGACCAGCUCCAGCAAUUCCAUCCCCUGGCCCCCAGUCUGGGGCUCCACCAGUACCAUUCCGUCCAGGACCUUUACCUCCUUUCCCUAGUAAUAGUGAUGCAUUUGGAGCACCUCCACAAGUUCCAUCACGACCAACACGGGCUCCUCCCAGUGUCCCAAGCCGGAGACCACCUCCUUCACCAACUCGUCCCACUAUAAUCCGUCCAUUAGAAUCCUCCCUUUUAGACUAAGUGAAGUUUCUGGCAUGGCAACUAAUUGCUAAUGAAUUAUACAAAAACAACUAAUGAUAAUCAUUGCAAUAAAUCAUGAGUAGUCGCAUGUGUGGACAUCUGUAGGCAAGUAACCAGUUUUACUAAUAUACUUAUCCCUCAUUCUACAUUGCCGGUGGCAUUUCCAAUCUUUGGGGAAGGUCCAUAAUGCUUCAACCCAUGAAAAGGCUGGCCUUAUCGAAUCUUUACAUGGGCCAUGGGCCAAGGCAGGCUUCCUACACAGGAAACGAGAAUUUCGAGAACAUAUACUUUACCUGCAUAUGAAUGAACUUGGCCUUUCCAAAUUUAAGAACUUGCUUUAACGAUGUUUUCCAUUAAAUAGCAUUCCUGUGUAAUAAGGAAUAGUAACAUUAUGCAACGUAUAACUUCUUUCCAUAAAUUCUAAUUAGGGUGAGAGGAAUUCUGUUGUCUGUUAUUAAAGCUGCUGCCUGCUCCAUAAUUACGUGCUCAGAUUCCCUUACCCUCCCCUUCCUUUCACAGUCCUGCUGGGAAGUGGUUUUGUUAUGAUUUCUUAGGAGUCAAAGCUUUCAAAAUUUAUAAGGUGCUUUGCAUAGUAUAAAGACCUUUUCCUUUUACUGACUUGUUUUGCUUCAUGUACAACUGUGAAUGGAAGCUCGUUCUUCAUUAAUCAGUCAGUGAACAAAGCAGCAUCCUUUCAGAAUUUGAAAGUGAGGCAAACACCACAUCGGUCAGAGUCUAAGAAAUAGUCUUUCUUCUUUGGCAUUCACUUUAGAGUAUAUAACUGUGAUGGCUGCCAUGGUCUGGUGUAAGGCAGGACAGGAGACUCCUACAAAUGAGUCAGUCUCUGAGAUCAAGUCCCUUUGCCACUAUGUAGUGAGUGGGCUAACCAACCACACACUUUGAAGAAAUCUUGUGACUUGAAUUCAUUCACACCGAUUCCGUUUAUUAUUAUGUUUUGGUAUGGGCAAAAGUCCCAUGCUAAUUUGUAAUUCCCUUACUGAAGAGUGUUAUUUUCUGCUCUCCCCGCCCUGGAAUGUUAUUUUGUUAUUGUUGUUUAUCCAAAUGAUUCUUAACAAAGCUGAGAUUUUAUUAAGGGUCACCACUAAUUAAAGGGUGAGCCUGUCAACCUAGGAAACUAACUUUUAAAGUCACCUCGCUCCCAGAUCCAAAUUAGGCUCCCUCAGCACCCUGAGAUUUCAGCAGAAAGGAUCAGGACAUUCAGACAUAACAUAAAAUAGUCUUUGAAAAUUAGGGCCUAAAAAUCACCCUUUUUCUAAGGUGAAAUUUAGAAGGGGAGUUGAGCCAGUCAGUUACUAGCUCAGUGCUCAGCACUGAAUUUUGUGCUAUUGAGGACUCUAUGAAUGGUAUGAAGGAAACUUCCACAAGCUAAUAUGAAUUUUAUGAGCUAGCUAUUCCCGGACAGCAGACCAAAUAUUCAUAAAUAGUUGUGUCACAUGAUACUAUUUCAUAUUGUGCAUAAGUAAAUCAGAUUCUGUCAACUGAAAAGCUUUACUUCAAAAGCAGUGUGCAUGAUUUGUAUGUUAGCUUAAUUUUAAUUUCCUGAAGUUUGGAAUCAAGGCAGACACCUAUAGGGUAUGAGGUAACACAAAAUUAAUCAAUGCAUAAUUAUUUCAAAAAGAAGAUUUGCCAAAUUCAGUAGAUAAAUAAGAUGUUUAUCUUAUUAAAUUUUAUAAAUGCUCAAAUGAUAAUUUAGAUAUUAAAACACCAUAGGUGGAAACCAGCAAAUGAAGUCGCCUUUGGUAAGAAAGACAUGUCAUCUUUUAAAGUUUCAAAAUAUUUAGGUUUGAUUUAUAGGUCGAGGUAGGAACAACCACACUCCUUAGCUAUAUUAAUUCUCUCAUUUCUUAUGUUUUCUCACUGUUAAAAAAAAAAAGUCUCCCUUUGCAAAUGGAGCAGAUGUUUAGGGUCCAUGUUUUCUCUUUAAAAGUAUGUCAUAAGUAAGUGGAAAAUAUUAAAUAACUUGUCAGAGUUAGGAGAUACAAUAAGCCCUUUUCAUAUGAAUCUCCAUUUUAGGAUUCCCUUUAGUCCUUCACUUUCAUUAUCUUAAAGAGGCCAAUAGACAACCAGCUAUCCAAUACUCUUCCCACUUCAGGGGUUUGGCUUUCUGAAAAAUGUGGUUUUACAUUUUGCUGUAUUUUAAAAAAUUUUUCCCUUCAAGUUAAAGGAAAAUAUUGUGGAUAACCACUGGUGCAUUUAAAAAUUGUCUCAAACCAUGUCAAAGAAAAUUGCCUAUUUUUUCAAGUUUCUUUCCACUGAUCUUAUGCAGUCAUAAACAAUACAUUUGUCAUAUUUGGCUUUCACUCCCAGAUUAUAUCCCUGCAGUUAAACCCCUGGCUAUGACUGUCCCCCUUUUGGAGGUACUGUUUUUGUGUUUUUCCCCACUUCUAAGAUGUUUCUCAUAGAAGCUAGUCACCCUGAGGACUUAGACAGUUAUGUGUGCUGUAUGAAUUAUUUUUUAGCAUUGUUCCUAUUUCCCAAAGAGCUCAUGUUUAGCAAAAGGGAGAAGCUAAUGUAAGUGAAAUCUGAACUUGUGAAGAAUUUUUACUUGGGGCACACCCUACACAUAUGGCCUUAAGAAAGGUAUAUACCUGAAUGCCUAUGUUCCUAGUAUUUGCCAUGCUGGCUCUACCCUCCUAUGGAACUUCCUUUUAAACUAGCUGCUCAAGACUUUGUCAUUCCUGCAAGCAUAGCUCUAUCAUUUCUGGCACUGGAGAGCAAAUACUGAAGGCCUACAGGUAGACAUGAUGGCUAGAGGUAGUUUUAUUUCCACAAAUGAGAAAAAUAGUGUAUGCAUAUGGACGUGUUUCAACAACAGCCAGGCCGAUGUAGACAGAUUGUUGAAACAGAAUCCAUUUUCAAUAGGUAUUUUUCAUUUCCAAAAACCACUCACCAAAACUUAACUCCUAGAUAUUGCUUUGAGCCAUGCUUCAUUAUCUAGACAGGCAGCAGGAUCUGCUUAUUAGUCAAUUUCUUGUUUGUUGGGAUGGAAACUAAGUCUAACCCUAAAUCUUAUAAUGAAACAAUUUCCUGAGCUAUUAAAGUAUAAUAAGCAUUCUAAACUUAAAUAAAAUAGUCAAGUAGAUUUAAUUUUAUUAGCCUUCUUUGUAGUCUGUAGCCAUAACUCUCAAAAUAUGAAAAGGGACCUAAUACCAGUAUGUUAUAAAUGUCAGUGUUUGAUGUGUGAAAAUCCAUUUUCUAUGCAUGUGUCACUCUGUAUACAGUAAAUGCUGAAACAUGUUUAUGUAAGUACAUGUGUUUUGUGGAAGUUCAUAAAGCAUUUGCUAAAACAUGUCAAGCAUGGAUAUGAUUUAUAGAUUAUAGUGUACAUAUAUGUGUGUAUUUGUAUACAUGUAUGUACGUAUAUAUCUCUAUGUCCAGUAUGAGUGUUCACAAACAUAUUGCAAAAAAAAAAAAGCUGUGUUAAUGUAAAAUAUAUCAAUGAAGCAUCUAUGGAAAUAUAUGGCAAUUAUCUAAUAUCUGUCUCUCAACAAAAUAUAUAAAUCUUUAUCCAAAUUGUAUUUAUUUGAGAAGAGACACACAAACUCUGAGAAUUAAUGUGGCAUUCUGUGCCCAAAUAAAAGUUAGCGUAAUUCUCAUGGACAUCUAAUUUAGAUUCAGAGUUGUGCUGACCAAGGAGAGACAUCCUUUAUUCAAACAGAUGGCCAUGAUGCCCAAGGUCUGGAAAUUCACAGUUUAAGGUCCCUGAUCAGGAAUCCAGGUUGCUCUCUGGGUCACUGAAAUCGAUCCUAAAGAGAGAAAUUGAUGUACAUGGUUGUUUUCUCUCUGACAUAUGUUUCCAAGAAUAAAAUGGGGAGAGGAGACAACAUAAAGAAAAUUGUGGCUUUUCAUAAUAAAUCUGGUAAAAACCUAAAGGAAAAAAAAAUCCUUUUCUAAUCUAUCAUUCACACCAUCAUUACAUUUGGCACUAGGUGUAAUUGUUAGAAAAUCAUUGAAGAAUUUCCUCCAGGUUGUGCAAAGUGUCCAGACAUUAGAUUUUCAAAUUCUGGAACCCGUUGGAGGAAAAUAAUUUGAAAUUCUCCCCUGAGAUUAGAGCAGGGGAGACACAUACCUGCUAUGAAUAGAGCUUCAAAUGUGUAUGAUCCUGAAUGGUCUUAAGGGAAAGGAUCACUAACUCAGCAGGUCAACCAACCAUAUAGUCAGUGUCUGGCCUUUGACCCCUUUCCAAAUAAGCCUGUCUUGUCAUAUGUUUCUGCUGAAUCAAUUUUGUCACCCCGGCUGGUUGAUUUGUUAUAAAGUAUGUGGUGCUCUAUAUGCAAACCUUUAAUGCUAUUUUAGUGUAUAUGUGGCAUUGUGUAAUUAUAUAUUUGUAUAUAUGUAAGUGUGUAUGUAUGCUUGUCAGAGAGAGAGAGAGAGAGAGACAGAAAAAGAGAGAGAGACAGAAAAAGAGAGAGACAGAGAGAGAGACAGAGAGAGAGAGACAGAGAGAGACAGAGAGAGAGAGAGACAGAGAGAGAGAGAGACAGAAAAAGAGAGAGAGAGACAGAAAAAGAGAGAGAGACAGAGAGACAGAGAGAGAGACAGAGAGAGAGUCAGAGAGAGACAGAGAGACAGAGAGAGAGAGAGAGAGAGACAGAGAGAGAGAGACAGAGAGAGAGAGAGAGAGAGAAAGAGAGAGAGAGAGAGAGAGAGAGAGAGAGAGAGAGAGAGAGAGGGAGGGAGACAGAAAGGGAGGGAGAGAGGGAGUAGGAAAGGAGGGAGGGAGAGGAAGAGAGAAGGAGAGAAGGAGAGAAGGAAAGAGAGAGUGAGAAUGAGAGACAGAGAGAGAGGCAGGGAGAGAGACAGACAGACAGACAGACAGACAGACAGACAGACAGAGAGACAGAGACAGAGAGAGAGAGAGAGAGCAGUGAGAGAUUCUUGUUUGUCUUAUGACCUGUUCAUACUGGUGUACUGGUGAGACUUCUCACCUCUCUGGUCUGGUGUUUUGCAUAAGGCUCAACUGUUUGAUUAUGAUUGUUAUUGUUAUUAUUAUUAUUAUUAUUAUUAUUGAUUUGUUGUUUUGAAACUUUAGCCUAGGAAUGCUUACAUCUUGCUCUCUAUGUAACGUAAUAGAACAGUCUCUCGUCAUACAUGAACAUUACUCUGCCUGUCUUCCCUCUUGCUUUGUCUGCAGGCGAUCUGAUAAGAAUGACUCCUCCCAGGAAAGGGUGCCACUGUUACUUGACUUUUGACUUACUCAGUGCUACCAGCCUGUGUUUUAUCUGUGUUGUCUGUGUUUCUUCUCUCUCUCCUUUUCAGAACCAUCCAAACAUUUUUUUAUAAAGAACAGUGUUCAGAUAUUAGCAAAAUUCGGUUCUCUCUGUUGAUUCUCUCAUUAUUCAUCUGAGCCAGAAUAGGUCCCACUGACCUGCCGGGACUGUCGGUGAUUUCCUAGUGUGGAGACCCGGCCCUGGGAAUGGACGGGUUAUUUGCAGCAAGUUCCUAAAGCCUGUUGUGUCAUUCUUGAAGGUCAUAUGCACCUGUUGUGAAAAUUGUGAAGUUGUAUUUCUGAACCUAAAAUAAAUUACAACAUUUGAAGGAC
This is a messenger RNA of Monodelphis domestica (gray short-tailed opossum), 8489 nucleotides long. It is a transcript of the gene DNM3, whose product is annotated as dynamin 3. Gene Ontology annotation, molecular function: microtubule binding; GTP binding; GTPase activity. Gene Ontology annotation, biological process: synaptic vesicle budding from presynaptic endocytic zone membrane; receptor internalization. Lineage: Eukaryota; Metazoa; Chordata; Mammalia; Didelphimorphia; Didelphidae. The record is from RefSeq and is a predicted model, not a curated record. Gene Ontology annotation, cellular component: cytoplasm; microtubule; plasma membrane.